Molecule: messenger RNA, 3069 nt
Organism: Onychostoma macrolepis
Lineage: Eukaryota; Metazoa; Chordata; Actinopteri; Cypriniformes; Cyprinidae
Product: macrophage mannose receptor 1-like
Exons: 10
Coding region: 25-3069 (1014 amino acids)
Source: RefSeq, a predicted model, not a curated record
AGACGAGGCUUCAAAUCAAAAGCUAUGUUUCCAGUGCUUCUGUUAUCGGGGUUUCUCACCUUCACCUUGAGUGUCCCUCUUGAGUAUGUCUUUGUGAAUGAAUCCAAGACUUGGACAGAAGCUCAGAGAUACUGCAGAGAGAAAUACACUGAUCUGGUGACCACUGAAAAUGUACAACAGAGGGUCCAGUUGAUCGACACAGUGAAUAAUGAUUCCAUUGAUUUGGCCUGGAUUGGACUCUAUGAUGAUCUGAACAGUUGGAAAUGGACUCUAGAGGACAGUGAUUUCUUCAAAGUGGGAGAGAAAGACUUCAGGAACUGGUAUAACCCAGGACCAGAUAAUUAUGGAGGACAAAGUCUGUGUGUGUAUAUGAACAUGUACAAUGGCAUAUGGUAUACAUCAUACUGUUUCAAUUAUCGUAGUUUUAUCUGCUAUGAUGGAAGACAGAAUGCCAGUUCUAGUUAUGUCAUGGUUUAUCAGUAUACAAACUGGACUGAAGCUCAGAGAUACUGCAGAGAACAUCACACAGACCUUGUCAGUAUCAGGAAUGAGAGUGAAAACCAGAAGAUCCAGUAUUUAUUAAGGAAUCAUUAUUAUUAUGAUGUUUGGAUUGGACUAUACAGAACCAGAUCUUGGUCAGAUCAGAGCAACUCUUCAUUCAGUAACUGGAGGACAGGACAGCCAGAUAAUGCUGGAAACAGUGAAUACUGCACUGCAGUGUCAUUCAGUGACUCUGGGAAAUGGACUGAUAAAUACUGCAAUGACAGAUUUGCUUUCAUUUGCUACAGUGUGUCAUCUUUGACAUCAUCCCGUCAGUAUCACUUUGUGAAUGAGUCUAAGACCUGGACUGAAGCUCAGAGACACUGCAGACAGAAUUACACUGAUCUGGCCACCAUUGAUAACAUGGAGGAAAUGAACAGACUGAUUAACACAGUUAAUGGGAGUUACAAUGGUUCAGCCUGGAUUGGACUGUAUGAUGAUGUGAACAGCUGGAGAUGGUCACUGGAAGACAAUGAUUUCUAUCAGGAAGGAGAGAGAGAUUUCAGAAACUGGUAUCAUGAACCGGACAACAAUGGUGGGAAGGAACUGUGUGUUUACAUGGAUUAUAAUGGCAAAUGGUAUGAUAUAUCAUGUGACAACCUGCUGCCAUUCGUUUGCUAUGAUGGUAGAGGGAAUGCCACACAGAGUUACAUCAGAAUCAGUGAUAGGAAAACCUGGUCAGAGGCUCGUAGAUACUGCGGAGAUCAUUACACAGAUCUUAUCAAUAUGAGAAAUCAGACUGAGAACCAGAGGAUCCUUGAGACAGCAGGUGGAGGAGUCUGGAUCGGACUGUACAGAAACAGAAUUUGGUCAAAUGGUCAGAUUACCAAAUAUGAAGAUUGGAGACCAGCCAUUCCCCAUUCACAACAACAACCAGAUAAUGGUUUAUAUGAUUAUGACCAGUGGGUUUUUCAGUACUGUACUGCUGUAUCAUUCAGUCAUUCAGGCCGAUGGACUGAUGACAACUGCUUAUCCAGCAUGCCUUUCAUCUGCUACAAGAAAACCUGCACACAAUCUUCAUGCACCCAUCAGUAUCACUUUGUAUCGGAAUCUAAGACCUGGACUGAAGCUCAGAGAUACUGCAGACAGAAUUACACUGAUCUGGCCACCAUUGAUAACAUGGAGGAAAUGAACAGACUCUUUAAAACAGUGCGCAGGACUUACGGUAAAGCUUGGAUUGGUCUGUAUGAUGAUAUGAACAGCUGGAGAUGGUCUCUGGAUAAUACAGCAUUAGAGGGAGGUUUUAAAAGCUGGUUUGUUCAGCAACAAGUGAAUUCAGGUGGAAAGAGUCUGUGUGUGUAUAUGUCAUAUUAUUGGGGAACAUGGAGUGAAGCAUCUUGCUACUAUACACUUCCAUUUGUUUGCUAUGAUGGAAGAGUGAAUGCUACUGCAAGUUAUGUGUAUGUUUCUCAAUACAAAAACUGGACUGAAGCUCAGAGUUACUGUAGAGAACAUCACACAGACCUCAUCAGUAUCAGGAAUGAGACUGAAAACAUCAAACUUCAGACAUUAUUUCGAUAUUAUUCCUCUUUUUGGAUUGGACUAUACAGAACCAGAUCUUGGUCCGAUCAGAGCAACUCUUCAUUCAGUAACUGGAGGACAGGACAGCCAGAUAAUGCUGGAAACAGUGAAUACUGCACUGCAGUGUCGUUUAGUUACUCUGGGAGCUGGACAGAUGAAAACUGCAACACUGCAUUACCUUCCAUUUGCUACAGUGCAUCAGCAUCAUCCCGUCAGUAUCACUUUGUGAAUGAGUCUAAGAGCUGGACUGAAGCUCAGAGAUACUGCAGACAGAAUUACACUGAUCUGGUCACCAUUGAUAACAUGGAGGAAAUGAACAGACUGAUUAACACAGUUAAUGGGAGUUACAAUGGUUCAGCCUGGAUUGGACUGUAUGAUGAUGUGAACAGCUGGAGAUGGUCACUGGAAGACAAUGAUUUCUAUCAGGAAGGAGAGAGAGAGUUCAGAAACUGGUAUCAUGAACCAAGCAAGACAGCAAAUGAACUCUGUGUUUACAUGGAUCAUAAUGGAAACUGGUUUGAUUAUUCAUGUGACAACUACUUCUCAUUUGUUUGUUACAAUGGUAGAGUAAAUUCCUCUCAGAAAUAUGUUCUGGUAACUGAGGGGAGGACCUGGUCUGGAGCUCAGAGCUACUGCAGAGAGAAAUACACAGAAUUGGCCAGUGUGAGGAAUGAGACAGAGCGGCAACAGAUACUGAAUAUAACACGUUAUUAUUAUAGUUAUGGGUAUUAUUAUGGGUAUAAUGUAUGGAUUGGUCUGCACAGAAACAGACUGUGGUCAGAUCAGAGCAACUCUUCAUUCACAUAUUGGCUGCCAUGGACUCAAGGUGUUGCUGCACAACCAGAUAAUGGUGAUAAUGUCCCAGGAGAGCAGGGAUCUCAACACUGCACAGCUGUGUCUUUACAAUAUUUUGGCCAGUGGACAGAUGAGAGCUGCUAUGCCAGUUUGCCUUUCUUCUGUUACAGUGGUGAGAAAAUACACUGUACCUACAGUACUAUAAUGAAAUAA